Molecule: messenger RNA, 1864 nt
Organism: Babjeviella inositovora NRRL Y-12698
Lineage: Eukaryota; Fungi; Ascomycota; Pichiomycetes; Serinales
Exons: 1
Coding region: 46-1734 (562 amino acids)
Source: RefSeq, a predicted model, not a curated record
UUUAUAUCAUACCGUGACACUACCACCCAUUGUCUAUACACCUUGAUGUUCAAAAUACAGAACUGUCUAAGACACCAGCGAAGGGGGCUCUUGACGAGACGCUCCCAAUCCGUCACGGCUUCGGGUCUCACCCCAGUUCACAAUGCCCUCUCCCGCAUCCAGAGUCUUAGCCCAGGGUCCGAGAUCACAUUCACACAGCUUCAGUCGCUUACAGAGGAGCUUCUCAGCAUGCAACAAAGUGAUACAAUACGCCUCGCCGCGUUAGAACCAUUGAUACGCCCUCACCGCGCACAGUUUUUGGAGUUUAUCCACGCCAAAUACAAGACCAUGUUCGCGGCCAAGCGCUUGGGCGCGAUUCUUGCAGAGCAGCGCGUCGAAGAGGCCCAUCCCGAAACCAAAAUCCUGCGCAAUAUCCACCAGUUGGAGCCCUUUAUCCUCAGUCAACCCUCCAUCGUGCUUGACUUUUUGCGUGAGGAGUUUCCUGAAAAGGGUACCGAAAUGGUGAGGUUUAUCCAUAAGGCACGCUCUUUGAAUGCGCUAGAUGUAGCUUAUUUGCUGCCGUUGAUCCUGCCACACUACUACGAACUUGCUCGUCUCCUCCGUGAUGCCUGUGGGAGUGGGCCCGUAUCUCCCUCCAUGGCACACAACCUCGCACUCAUGGCAGUUCUCCACAAUAACCUGUCACAGCAAGCAUUUGCGCUCAUACACGAUGCUCUAGCGGAGAAAAUUCCCCUUGACCAGUCCCUCUUGGAGUCGUUUUUUGCCUCGCUAGUAGGGAGCAGCUUGGAUGCAGCUUUCACACUCCUCCAGUUGUUGCAUUCACACAACCUCCAUCACCUCACGUCACACAAUUUAAAUCUGUUUUUGGCAGAGGCCGCCUCGCAAAGCCAAUUUGAGAAAGUCCUAUGGGUGUGGAACAAAUGCGUGAAAAAGGGCUGGCUCCAGGUGGAAAACGGCUCGCUUAUGGCCAUUGCCAAAGCAGCCAACCGUCUCGGGAAAACCACGUUUGUGAAGGAAGUGUACCAACACUACAUUGUGCACCAGCCUCACCCCCCAUCCUUCAUUGCCCAGGCCUCUAGUGUGAGCGAGAACCUUCUGGAACUCUACGCAUUCAAGAAAGAAGUGAUGAUAUACCGUGUGGAAGACGCGGCCCGGUGGGAAAACCAUCGCUCUGUGUUCAAGAUCUUCAACGAGAGCUAUCACGAGCUUCCGCGCGACGUCAAAGACAGUUUGCGUGUGGCAGACUUUCCACAUUUUAUCAACUUGCUCGCCAAGCGAUACAAGGAAGAUUACUAUCAGAAAACCUACGGUUCGUCUCUUGAAGAGGUGAUGAUGGGCAGAUGGCGGAUGGCUCGCAUCAUGUUCAACCUCAACAUCGUGGCGUUGAUCAAGGCCGGUCAGGUCCAUUACGCUGUGGACCUCGUCAAGAAGUUCAGGGGGCUCGCGUGGAUCCGUAUUGACAAUGAGACGUUUUUCUACUUGCUCAAGGCUUGCCAGCUCCAGGAAAAAGACGACUUGUUUCUCAUCGUGUUGCAGCUCAGGCGCCAGUCCUUCCGCCGCGUCAAGCUCAACUACAAUACAUACGUCGUGUUAUUCCACUACUUUCUCCGCAACCGUGACCUCGCGCUCUGUGAACUCUACCUCCGCGAGUUUGUUCUGAGCGGCUUCACCGUCGAUCUGUACUUGGAGACGGUUUUGGGGAGCGAAAGAGAGUUGUUGAUGAAGUACAAGUAGCUGGGCGGGUGCUCAUAGGAGAAGGUUAUGCAUAAACCGCCUUUGAAUCGCAAUAUCUGUAAAUAGAACGAAAUGGUAAAGAUUGGUAAUUACUGUGGUAGAAUUGGCUUAUAAAACCGCGACAAUGGCA